Molecule: messenger RNA, 1038 nt
Organism: Brenthis ino (lesser marbled fritillary)
Lineage: Eukaryota; Metazoa; Arthropoda; Insecta; Lepidoptera; Nymphalidae
Source: the annotation of a GenBank genome assembly
AUGUACAAACCAUCUAAAAUAUGGAUAUCGACAAUAAUUUUAUUAGGUUUCUCAUUGGAUAAUACACUAAGUGCAUGGUUGAGAUGUUACAAAACCUCUCUCAAUAACUACACUGAGACAUCUCUAGACAAUCCGACCCCGCUCUUGCACGAUCCAUGUUUUGACCAAAACCUCCGAACUGUAAUCUAUGCAUUCGGAUAUAGAGGAAAAUGUGACGGUCCAGCGACAACUGCAGUUUUACAAGCAUAUUUGAAUAUGAAGAAAAGAAAUGUUUUGUUGUUAGAUUGGCAAUAUGAGGCUCAAAGUGGUACUUUGGGCAUACCUCUUGGAUACGCACUAUACGCUGUACCUAAUGCCAAAAAAAUUGGGCACAAACUAGGUGAAGCUUUAAUGAUCCUUACUCGAAAUGGGCUUAAUAUGACUGAAGUACAUCUUAUCGGACACUCUUUGGGAGCCCAUGUCAUGGCUUACGCUGGAAGAUGGACUCGGCAAAGAGGUCAGGUUAUUUCAAGAAUAACAGGUCUAGAUCCUGCACGAGCUCUGUUCGAAGGUACAUUAUCAAUACGAAGUGGAUUAGAUAGAACUUGUGCAAAAUUCGUCGAUAUCAUUCACACAAACCCAGGGUACUAUGGCAGUACCAAAUCUACUGGUACAGUAGAUAUAUGGCCUAACUUCUCGCCAAGUGAUGGCAUGCAGCCUGGCUGUCCGAAAGGAAACUUUGACAGGUUUACACCUGAAGAUCUCUGCAGUCACGACCGCGCUUGGCGGUAUCUUGUAGAGUCAAUUUCUUCAGCAACUGCAUUUCCCGCGGCGGGGGCUGAAAGUUACAGUACAUGGCUCGAUAUGAACACGCUUCCCAACAUCACAAUGUACAUGGGAGAAUUGACAAAUACCAAAGCACGCGGCAAUUAUUACCUAACAACAAAUGGACAGGCUCCAUUCAGCAAAGGACCUAUCGGCAUGAUGCCAAACAAUCAAUUAAGAAAGCGAAGAAAUCCAUCGACGUUGGCAUUAACCGCGAUUUUUAGAUUCUUACGG